AUGGCAGCAACAAAGAGAAAUCUCCUUCUCAAGGUUUCUUUUGUCGCCUUGGUUUUCCUUGGACUUUCAGUGUGGCUUACUCGUACUUAUCAACCGGUCAUCCCAUAUAAGGAAACAUCUACUACAACAUCACUCCAAGGUACUGAGCCUGCUUCUACUCCUGAACCCCCAAUCGAUCGUUGCACUGCUACACUUGAUGGAAAACCACGCCAACAAUAUGCUAUUAUGGUUGAUGCCGGUUCUUCUGGUUCGCGUAUACAUGUCUACCGCUUUAGCAUAUGUCACGAAGAGCCUCAAUUAGAAAAUGAAGUAUUCCAUAUGAUUGAGCCAGGACUAUCUGCUUACGAAAACGACCCCCAGGAAGCAGCAAAAUCUCUGGAUAUAUUGAUGGAAAUUGCCAAUGAAAACAUACCAUUGGAAGAAAAGCAUUGUACACCCCUGGCCGUGAAAGCAACUGCUGGGUUACGUCUAUUGGGAAACGACAAGAGUGAAAUGAUUCUGGAAGCUGUACGUUCGCGAUUAAAGUCUACCCAACAAUUUCCAUUGGCAGGAGAUAAUGCUGUAGAAAUAAUGGAUGGAAAAGAUGAAGGUGUUUAUGCAUGGGUUACAGUAAACUACUUGUUAGGUAAUCUAAAGCCUUCUCGAAGAGGCCAAUCCGCUGCUAUAUUUGAUCUUGGCGGAGCAUCAACUCAGAUUGUAUUCGAGCCACAAAUGACUUUGAGUUCAAUGACAAAGGGCGAGCAUGAAUACAAGCUUACGUAUGCAAAUCAAGUUUAUCACCUGUACCAACACUCCUAUCUUGGAUAUGGGCUUACAGAGGCUCGUAAGGCAAUCAGGAUGGCUGCAAUUGAGGCAUCUAAAGAAGAAGCGAUCCGUGACAAGCAUGUGUACGAUCCUUGUAUGCCGACAGACCAUGUAGAGAAACAUUCAUGGACUGACCCUGCUACAGAUAUAACACAUACCAUUGACAUUAUUGGUAUAGGUGCAGGACAUGAUGCCUGUAAAAAGACAGUUGAGCAUGUAUUUAGAAAAGACAAACUCUGCAAAUUACAAGCUUGCGGAUUCGAUGGAAUAUACCAGCCUUCUAUCAGAGAGACAUUCAAAACGCAAGAUCUCUAUGUGUUUUCUUUCUUCUACGACCUUACUCAACCCUUGGGUAUGCCGUCCGAGUUUUCCGUUGGGGAACUCAGUGAGUUGGCAGCCAUGGUAUGUCACACUGACCACCGGCCAUUCCUACACUACCCCUCUGCUAUUGAGACAAUCAAAUCUUCGCCAGAAUAUUGCGUGGACCUUACAUAUAUAGAUAAUCUAUUGCGAUUUGGGUACGAUAUUCCAAAAGAUCGGUUGGUCCGCACAGCAAAGAAGAUUCGUGGGGCUGAAACUGGGUGGUGCUUGGGUGCAUCUAUUGCAAUGAUUGAUCAAGUUAAAGUGUGUCAAUUAUAA
Messenger RNA from Phycomyces blakesleeanus NRRL 1555(-), 1443 nucleotides. RefSeq lists its product as hypothetical. Gene Ontology annotation, biological process: nucleoside diphosphate catabolic process; protein N-linked glycosylation. The record is from RefSeq and is a predicted model, not a curated record. The transcript is spliced from 3 exons. Gene Ontology annotation, cellular component: membrane; Golgi apparatus. Lineage: Eukaryota; Fungi; Mucoromycota; Mucoromycetes; Mucorales; Phycomycetaceae. Gene Ontology annotation, molecular function: UDP phosphatase activity; GDP phosphatase activity. The coding region runs from base 1 to 1443 and encodes 480 amino acids.